CAACUCGUCCUCUCUGUGCCCGUUGAGUUGCCGGAAACGUUAGACGUGCGGCGGUGUUGGGUUUCUACCUCCAGCCGGAGCUGAAGGGCGUUCGUCACAGCCGGAGGUCGGAGGUCAACGUUUCUGCCGUUGGAUCAGAUCUGAGCAUAAAUGAGUGUUUUCCAGAACUGGCCGCUGACGCUGAACUUUAUCUUUUUAUUGCUGCUGUACUGACGUUUCCUGACAAAUGGGACUCAACGACAGCAGCCCCGGCGCCAUGCGGAACGGCCGCGGCCUGUCGGACCAGUGGGCAGAGUCGGUGGUGGUCCGAGGCCGGACCACGGAGCGCCACAUCACUGUGCACAAACGCCUGGUGCUGGGCUUUGCCCUGUCCAUCAUUACCCUGAUCAUCGUGACGGUGGUGGCCGUGGUGCUCAGCCUGCGGUUCGACAGCUGCGGCGGGCGGGAUCGCAAAGGAUCUACCGGGGAGAUGGGUUCCAGGGGGUCCGGAAAACUGAGCGGGAACAGAGGGGACAAGAUGGGGGAGAGAGGGGACGAGGAGGUGGUCCAGCCCUGGAAAAACUCUCGGCUUCCUGGUUCGGUGAGGCCUCGACACUACGACCUACGGCUCGCCGUCUACAUGGACAACUUCACCUUCUCUGGAGAAGUCAGCAUCGAAGUGGAGUGCGUCAACGCCACCCGGUUCAUCGUGCUGCACGCAGAUCGCCUCGAGGUGGACCGGGUGUCCGUCACGGCCGAGAGCGGCGCUGGCGGCCGCCCCGCCAACAGACCAGGGGGCGGAGUCAUGCGCAUCCACCGCCACUUCUCGUACCCGGCCAACCAGAUGUACGUGGUGGUUCUGCACCGCGAGCUGAAGCCCCUGAGGGUUUACCGUCUGAACGUGAGCUUUGACGCCGCCAUCGAGGACGAGCUGCUGGGCUUCUUCAGGAGCUCCUACACCCUGCACAGAGACAGACGGUACCUGGCGGUCACUCAGUUCAGUCCGAUCCACGCCCGAAAGGCCUUCCCAUGCUUCGACGAGCCCGUCUACAAGGCCACUUUCUCCCUGAGCCUUCGCCACGACCCGCAGUACACGUCUCUGUCCAACAUGCCCGUCGAGGCCAGCUCGCUGUCAGACGAGGACGGCUGGCUGAUGAACCGCUUCGCCCGGACGCCACGCAUGUCCACAUACUACCUGGCCUGGGCCGUCUGCAACUUCACCUACAAGGAGGCGGAGACGGACAGCGGCGUCACGAUCCGUCUGUACGCCCGGCCCGAUGCCAUCUCGAGCGGCGCAGGGGACUACGCGCUUCACAUCACCAAGAGGCUGCUGGGAUUUUACGAGGACUACUUCAAAGUCCAGUAUUCACUGCCCAAGCUAGACUUGUUGGCGGUGCCCAAACAUCCGUACGCCGCCAUGGAGAACUGGGGCCUGAGCGUGUUCGUGGAGCAGAAGCUCUUGUUGGACGCGGAGGUCUCGUCGUCGUCCUACAAGAUGGAGCUCACCAUGGUGGUCGUCCACGAGAUCUGCCACCAGUGGUUCGGGGACCUGGUGACGCCGGUCUGGUGGGAGGACGUCUGGUUGAAGGAAGGCUUCGCUCAUUUCUUUGAGUACGUCGGCACGGACUUCCUGUUCCCCAAGUGGAACAUGGAGAAGCAGCGGUUCCUCACCGACGUCCUCCACGAAGUGAUGCUGCUGGACGGUCUGAGUUCGUCUCACCCCAUCUCCCAGGAGGUGGAGCGGGCCACCGACAUCGACAGAGUCUUCGACUGGAUCGCCUACAAGAAGGGGGCGGCGCUGAUCCGAAUGCUGGCCAACGUGAUGGGACAGCCGCUGUUCCAGAAAGGACUCAACGAUUAUCUGCUGAGUCACAUGUACAGCAACGCAGCCAGAGACGACCUGUGGACCAAGCUGUCCCAGGCCAUGCGUUCAGAGGGGCGGGACAUCGACAUCGGGGAGAUGAUGGACAGGUGGACGCUGCAGAUGGGGUACCCCGUGGUCACCAUCAGCAAGAACCAAUCGGAGCAGCUGCCGACUCAUUCCAUCACCGUCAGCCAGGAGCACUUCCUGUACGGAGAGGAAGUGAGGACAAACCUCAGUUUGCAGUGGCAGGUUCCACUGACCGUCGCCGUGGGAAACUCAUCGUCCGUCUGCUCGGAGAGCCUCAUCUGGAUCAACAACAGGACAGAAACCCACCGGACUGGUCAGAUGGACGACAACACCUGGUUGUUGGGUAACGUCAACCAGACCGGAUACUUCCGCGUCAACUACGACCUCCACAACUGGAAACUGCUGAUUCAGCAGCUCCACACCAACCCUCAAGUGAUCUCAGUUGGAAACCGAGCAGGGCUCAUCGAUGAUGCCUUCAGCCUGGCCAGGGCGGGGUACCUCCCACAGGGCGUUCCCUUGCAGCUGAUUGGCUACCUGCCGGAGGAGACGUCUUUCCUCCCGUGGCACGCCGCCAGCCGCGUGCUGUACCAGCUGGACAAGCUGUUGGACCGCACAGACGAAUACCGGCUGUUCAGUGAUUACGUGCUGAAGCAGGUUGCAUCACGCUACCAUCAGAUGGGCUGGCCCACCAACGGUCCUGGACCUGAUGGCAGCAUCCUGAAGGCGUCGUACCAGACUGAAGAGCUGCAGAGGGAGCUCAUCAUGUUGGCCUGCAGCUUCGGGAACAAGCAGUGCCACCGGCAGGCCGUGGCCUACAUCUCUGACUGGAUCUCCAGCAACAAGAACAGGAUUCCUCCAAACAUCCGUGACAUCGUUUACUGCACUGGGGUCAGCCUGAUGGACGAGGACGUGUGGGAGUUCAUCUGGAUGAAGUUUCACUCCACCACCGCUGUUUCAGAGAAGAAGAUCCUGCUGGAGGCCCUGACCUGCUCAGACAACACCUUCCUCCUCAACAGGUUACUCAAUCUGUCUCUAACCACGGACCUGGUUCCGGAGCAGGACGUGAUCGACGUCAUCAUCCACGUGGGCCGAAACCCUCAGGGUCGAAACUUGGCCUGGAAAUACUUCAGGGACAAGUGGGACGUCCUGAACGCUCGGUACGGCGAGGCUUUGUUCAUGAACUCCAAACUCAUCAGCGGGGUCACCGAGUUCCUCAACACCGAGAGAGAACUCAACGAGUUGAAGGAGUUUAUCGAGUCCGGCGCCGUCGGGGCGGGGCCUGCGCUGCCGCGAGCGCUGGAGAUCGUCGAGGGCAACGUGCGCUGGCACCGUCUGCACCGUCGGCCGUUCUUCCAGUGGCUACGCAAACCUCCGAGCGCCACCUUCGGCUAACGCUCUGCCUCUUCGCCGGGGUGAAGCGACUGCUAACUGGCUGCUAAGCUAACGCACUACUAGCUAACGGAGAGGGUCGGAACAAAAACGACAGCGGGAAAACUGGCUCAUCAGACGGUUUCUGACCUGGUUUUGUUGUAAAAAGAAAUGUAUUCACUGCUGAUGGACGUUCUGAUCAAACCCUGCUGAGAGAGUGCUCACGGUGUGAGCUAACGAGUCGAUUCAGUCACGACUGAGUUAGCCUCGACACCUCCCCAGUGUUUGUGUCACCGUAAAAAACACCAACUGCAGUUAAAUUAACAGCAACUAUUCAGCCUUUAAGUUUCAAAGAAACCCUGAUAAUGUGAUCACUUUAUUUUCAAUUUAUAAUCUCUGACCUUUUAGUUAAAUUAAUGAAACGUGAAGCUGACGUGAUGUGGAAGGUAA
This is a messenger RNA of Nematolebias whitei (Rio pearlfish), 3688 nucleotides long. Its product is annotated as thyrotropin-releasing hormone-degrading ectoenzyme. The transcript has 20 exons. The record is from RefSeq and is a predicted model, not a curated record. Gene Ontology annotation, cellular component: cytoplasm. Gene Ontology annotation, biological process: peptide catabolic process; proteolysis. Gene Ontology annotation, molecular function: peptide binding; zinc ion binding; metalloaminopeptidase activity. The coding region runs from base 227 to 3262 and encodes 1011 amino acids. Lineage: Eukaryota; Metazoa; Chordata; Actinopteri; Cyprinodontiformes; Rivulidae.